CCGCGGCAGGUUGCUGAGCAGCCGAUGGGGACUGCGCGCUCCGGACCCGGCGAGGACUGAAGAAAUGCUGAUUUCAGUAAUUUGCAAAAAAUAGCGUAUGGAUUUUUAGCAACUGAAGAACAAGAUAAGGUUUCAAUUCUGGAUAUUGAUUGUGUUUUUUGUUUUUUUUUUUAAUUUUUAUGAUUAUUAUUUUUGAUUGGCUUUUUUUCCUUCCCCUGUGGAUGUGAAUUGAAGACCUACGGAGGAGCUCUGGACGAGGGAACAGGAGGACGCUUACUUCAUUUUAUUUGGAAACACUCGUUGCCGCGGUACCUUCUAGUUAUAUUCCACAGUCAUGUGGUCAUCACAGCUGCUGUUCUUCACAAUGCUGUUAGCACCAGCAGUGCAUGCUUUCAGUCGUGCCCCCGUUCCUAUGGCCGUGGUCCGACGGGAACUGUCCUGUGAGAGCUAUCCAAUAGAACUUCGCUGCCCGGGAACAGAUGUCAUCAUGAUUGAAAGUGCCAACUAUGGUAGGACUGAUGAUAAAAUCUGUGACUCUGAUCCUGCUCAGAUGGAGAAUAUCCGCUGUUAUCUGCCAGAUGCCUAUAAGAUUAUGACUCAAAGAUGCAGUAAUCGUACACAGUGUGCAGUGGUAGCGGGCCCUGAUGUGUUUCCAGACCCUUGCCCGGGAACAUACAAAUACCUGGAAGUGCAGUAUGAAUGUGUCCCUUACAAAGUGGAACAAAAAGUUUUUCUUUGUCCUGGCCUACUAAAAGGUGUAUACCAGAGUGAACAUUUAUUUGAGUCAGACCAUCAGUCUGGGGCCUGGUGCAAGGAUCCUCUACAGGCUUCUGACAAGAUUUACUACAUGCCUUGGACCCCGUACAGAACUGACACCCUGACGGAGUAUUCUUCCAAGGAUGAUUUCAUAGCUGGGAGACCAACGACCACCUAUAAGCUCCCUCACCGGGUAGAUGGCACCGGAUUUGUAGUGUACGAUGGGGCUUUGUUCUUCAACAAGGAGCGAACCAGGAAUAUAGUCAAGUUUGACUUGAGGACAAGAAUAAAAAGCGGGGAGGCUAUCAUAGCAAAUGCCAAUUACCAUGACACCUCUCCUUACAGGUGGGGAGGCAAGUCCGACAUAGACCUGGCAGUGGAUGAGAACGGGCUAUGGGUAAUCUAUGCAACAGAACAAAACAAUGGCAAAAUUGUCAUUAGCCAGUUAAACCCUUACACCUUAAGGAUCGAAGGGACGUGGGAUACAGCCUAUGACAAAAGGUCGGCUUCCAACGCUUUCAUGAUCUGUGGGAUUUUAUAUGUGGUGAAGUCGGUGUAUGAAGAUGACGACAAUGAAGCCACAGGAAAUAAGAUAGACUAUAUUUACAACACUGAGCAAAGCAAGGAUAGUCUGGUGGAUGUUCCCUUUCCAAACUCGUACCAGUACAUCGCUGCUGUGGAUUAUAACCCCAGGGACAACCUCCUUUAUGUAUGGAACAACUAUCACGUGGUGAAAUAUUCUUUGGAUUUUGGACCACUGGACAGCAGAUCAGGGCAGGCACACCAUGGGCAGGUUUCCUACAUUGCUCCACCAAUUCAUCUUGAUUCGGACCCGGAGAGACCGCCUUCGAAGGAAGUAUCGACAUCUGGGGCGCAUGGCGUGGGAAGCACCACCACCAGCACCCCUCUUCUCCUCACCGCCACGAGCACCGGGCGCACCACCACCACCUCAGCCGCGGGCAGAAGGAACAGGAGCACGAGCACUCCCUCCCUGGUGGUGGAUGUCCCCGAUGAAAUGACUACACCCCUUUCACCUGCCUCCUCCCAGCUCCCAGCUGUAGGGGCAGAGAGCUGUGAGGCUGUGGAAGCCCGUGAGAUCAUGUGGUUUAGGACCCGGCAAGGACAGAUGGCAAAGCAGCCAUGCCCUAUGGGGACAGUAGGUGUUUCAACUUUCCUGUGUCUCGCUCCUGAUGGGAUCUGGGACCCACAAGGGCCGGACCUCAGCAACUGCUCUUCUCCCUGGGUCAACCACAUCACACAGAAGCUGAAGUCCGGGGAGACUGCUGCCAACAUUGCCAGAGAGCUUGCGGAGCAGACGAAAAAUCACUUGAAUGCUGGAGACAUCACGUAUUCAGUCCGAGCCAUGGACCAGCUGGUGGGCUUGCUGGAUGUGCAGCUCCGAAACCUGACUCCAGGUGGGAAAGACAGUGCUGCGCGCAGUUUAAACAAGCUUCAGAAAAGGGAGCGCUCUUGCAGGGCCUAUGUCCAGGCCAUGGUCGAGACAGUUAAUAACCUCCUGCAGCCGCAGGCUCUGAACGCAUGGAGAGACCUGACCGCGAGUGACCAGCUUCGUGCAGCCACCAUGUUGCUGGACACGGUGGAAGAAAGUGCCUUUGUGCUGGCCGAUAACCUCCUGAAGUCGGACAUUGUCAGGGAGAACACUGACAAUAUCCAACUGGAAGUUGCCAGGCUAAGCACCGAUGGGAAUUUGGAAGACCUGAAAUUUCCACAGAACCUGGGCCACGGAAGCGCUAUCCAGCUGUCGGCAAAUACAUUGAAACAAAAUGGUCGAAAUGGUGAAAUCAGGGUGGCUUUUGUGCUGUAUAACAACCUGGGCCACUAUCUCUCCACGGAGAACGCCAGCAUGAAGUUGGGAACAGAGGCCAUGUCAACCAAUCACUCUGUCAUAGUCAACUCCCCCGUCAUUACAGCAGCAAUAAACAAAGAGUUCAGCAAUAAGGUUUAUCUUGCUGAUCCUGUGGUGUUUACUGUCAAGCAUAUCAAGCAGUCAGAAGAAAUUUUCAACCCUAACUGUUCAUUCUGGAACUAUUCAAAACACACGAUGACAGGGUAUUGGUCGAAACAAGGGUGUCGGCUCCUGACCACAAACAAGACACACACCACAUGUUCCUGUAAUCAUCUCACCAACUUUGCAGUCUUGAUGGCACAUGUAGAAGUCAAGCACAGCGACACAGUUCACGACCUGCUCCUGGAUGUUAUCACGUGGGUCGGCAUUCUGCUGUCACUCGUCUGCCUCCUGAUCUGCAUCUUCACCUUUUGCUUUUUCCGCGGGCUCCAGAGUGACAGGAACACAAUUCACAAAAACUUGUGCAUCAGCCUCUUUGUGGCCGAGCUCCUCUUCCUCAUCGGGAUCAAUCGAACAGAUCAGCCAAUCGCCUGUGCUGUGUUUGCUGCCCUCCUGCACUUCUUUUUCCUGGCGGCGUUCACUUGGAUGUUCCUGGAGGGGGUGCAGCUGUACAUCAUGCUGGUGGAGGUGUUUGAGAGUGAACACUCGCGAAGGAAGUACUUCUAUCUGGUUGGCUACGGGAUGCCCGCACUCAUCGUGGCCGUGUCAGCGGCGGUCGACUACAGGAGCUAUGGCACAGAUAAAGUAUGUUGGCUCAGACUUGACACCUACUUCAUUUGGAGCUUUAUAGGACCGGCGACCUUGAUAAUUAUGCUUAAUGUAAUCUUCCUUGGGAUUGCUCUCUAUAAAAUGUUCCAUCAUACUGCCAUCCUGAAACCUGAAUCUGGCUGUCUCGACAAUAUCAACUAUGAGGAUAACAGACCCUUCAUCAAGUCAUGGGUUAUAGGUGCAAUAGCCCUACUCUGCCUCUUAGGACUGACCUGGGCCUUUGGACUUAUGUAUAUUAAUGAAAGCACAGUCAUCAUGGCAUAUCUCUUCACCAUUUUCAAUUCUCUGCAGGGAAUGUUUAUAUUCAUUUUCCAUUGUGUCCUCCAGAAAAAGGUACGUAAAGAAUAUGGAAAAUGCCUGCGCACACAUUGCUGUAGUGGGAAAAGUACAGAGAGCUCCAUUGGCUCAGGAAAAACAUCUGGGUCACGGACUCCUGGACGAUAUUCCACAGGCUCACAGGUAAACCAUAGCCGGAUCCGUAGAAUGUGGAAUGACACAGUUCGAAAGCAGUCCGAGUCUUCCUUUAUUACCGGAGAUAUAAACAGUUCAGCUUCACUCAACAGAGAGCCCUACAGAGAGACAAAGGGGCUUCUGAACAAUGCCAGGGAUACAAGUGUCAUGGAUACUCUACCACUGAAUGGUAACCACGGCAACAGCUACAGUAUCGCCAGCGGCGAGUACCUGAGCAACUGUGUGCAAAUCAUUGACCGUGGGUAUAAUAACCACACUGAGACUGCCCUAGAGAAAAAGAUCUUGAAGGAACUCACCUCCAACUACAUCCCUUCCUAUCUGAACAACCACGAGCGCUCCAGUGAACAGAACAGGAACCUGGUGAACAAACUCGUCAACUCCAUCGGCAGUGCGACCGAGGACAACGCCAUCGUCCUCGAUGAUGCCACCUCCUUCAACCAUGAGGAGAGCCUGGGCCUGGAACUCAUCCACGAAGAGUCCGACGCCCCCUUGCUACCACCAACGGUUUAUUCCGCUGAGAACCACCAGCCGCACCACUACACCAGAAGACGGAUCGCGCAAGACAACAGCGAGAGCUUUUUCCCCUUGCUAACCAACGAGCACACAGAAGACCACCAGUCUCCCAACAGGGAUUCUCUGUAUACCAGCAUGCCCACGCUAGCUGGCAUGCCCGUCACAGAAAGCGUUACCACCAGCACCCAGACCGACCCCCCCCCGGCCAAAAGUGGUGAUGCCGACGAUGUGUACUACAAAAGCAUGCCAAAUCUAGGCUCCAGGAACCACGUCCAUCAGCUACACACUUACUACCAGCUGGGCCGAGGCAGCAGUGAUGGUUUUAUAGUCCCACCGAGCAAAGAUGGGACUUCCCCCGAAGGGAGUUCCAAAGGACCUGCUCACUUGGUCACUAGUCUAUAGAAGAUUAAGCAAAAAUGUAAAACAACCAACAUCCCCUCCCUCUCCUCCCUAACACCUGGUUUACUGUUCUGAGUUAAUACAAGCAGUGGUAAUAUUGUGCGUACUCCUAAAUCUUCGUGCUGUUCUAAAAAACAAACAAACGGUCAGACUUUUUUUUUACUGGAAUUUUUAGGCCAGCCCGGGGAGAAUAAUAACUGAUGAAAUUCUACCCCUUUCCUCCCCACCCUCUCUCAGACAGACUUCAUUAUGUUAAUGAAAGAGAUACAACAGAUAAUGGCACACUUCGUGGCCUUCUCGAGUUAUGCUGUGUUUGUUUAAACAUCCUUGAUGCUCUGUUGCUAUUAUUACUGAGGACCUGAUUUAAAAAGAAAAAAAAAAAAGGCCAAACGUGCAUUUGAAACUAGUAGCGAUGAUGCAUCUCGGUGGGAGUGCUGCACAAAGAACAAACAACAACAAAAAAUAGCAAAACUGUUUAUUAUGAAUCUGUAUCACAUAAUGGUUUUUGGUCACUCACAACUCGAUUUAACUGCAGCGCGUUUAGCUGUGGGAGCAAACAAAACAAAAUCUAAUGAAACGGAUGGGAAUUCUAGAAUUAUAUAUGCUACACGCAUAUUUUAUGUUUUGCUGUAUUAACUGAUGAUAAAAAAACUAAUGGCAGAAAAAAAAUUGAACAAUUUCUAUGUAAUGUACAGAUACUAGCAUUGCACAUAUAGUCUGCUUUUUGUUCCUCCAGAACUUGCGUCCCUGUUAAUGUAGUGGGAAAAAAAAUAACUUUUUCUGUUGUGCUGGUCUUGCAAAUUUGUCUACCAGUAGGAGCAAGGUUUUUCAUAAAUCCUUUUUUGCCAUUGUUUUCUUUAAAAAUUUCACUGGGCAAAAAAAAAAACCCAAAAAAAACCAAAACAAAAAAAGUCACUUUCUAAGGCUCAUAUUCUAGUAAUACAAUCACAAAUUCUUUUCAACCAAUGGGAUUUUCUUUUUCUCGUGCUUUCUCUUUCUUCAGUCGGUGUAUUGCCAACAGAAAUUUCGCAGAUUAGAGCAGGGCAAACUUUAUGUUUACAGUGCACAACCGAUAAUAAUAAUAAUAAUAAUAAUAAUAAUUAAUAUGAAGCGUAUUUGGCAAGCCGUCCCUCACCCAGGCAGUAGGCACGGUACUAGAAGCCAAGAGAUCUCUUAUAGUUAUAGCUGGGCUUCUGCAUGUGAAAACAAUAUCCCUGUAGGAGUUAAGAGUCUUCAGGCCUCAGUCUGGUUCCCAAUCUAGGCACUUGUACUGCAGUGGUUAAAAAAAAAAAGAAAUUUGACUGUCUUAUAACAAGAAUUUGAAAACCAACUAUUUUGAAGUGAUUAAAAAAAUUCUCUGUUCAUUAUUUUCCUAACAGGAAAUUUAUUUAUUUGAUAGGAUUUGAAGUAAUGUAGGCUUUCCGGAGGUAAAUUAGCAGCACAGAUUAUAAUUUUUUUUUUAAUUUAUGAUCCAUUUUGUAUGGUCUCAAAGUUGAAUGACCUCAUUACUAAUAUUUGUUGUAAAAGUGAAACUUGUUUGCCAACCAAUAAACAACUGAUUAAGAUUUAGAAGA
Molecule: messenger RNA, 6348 nt
Organism: Gopherus evgoodei (Goodes thornscrub tortoise)
Lineage: Eukaryota; Metazoa; Chordata; Testudines; Testudinidae
Gene: ADGRL3
Product: adhesion G protein-coupled receptor L3
Exons: 26
Coding region: 335-4777 (1480 amino acids)
Biological process (GO): adenylate cyclase-activating G protein-coupled receptor signaling pathway; cell surface receptor signaling pathway; synapse assembly
Cellular component (GO): glutamatergic synapse; membrane; axon
Molecular function (GO): G protein-coupled receptor activity; carbohydrate binding
Source: RefSeq, a predicted model, not a curated record